UCCCUCACGUCACAUUCAGCUCUGACUGAAACCGCGGCGGACCUGCAGCCACCACGUCUUGGAAUACGACCAUGAAAUUGCUUCAGGCUUCCGAGGACGCAAGAGCCAACAGAAGGAGUCUCAAACCUCAGGUGGAGAGACGCCGACGGGAGAGAAUGAACCGCAGCCUGGAGAGGCUGAAGGCCCUCGUAAUACAGCAACAGGAAGCGUCUCCGCGCAGAGUGGAGAAAGCGGAGAUCCUCGAGCACACGGUCCUCUUCCUGCAGAACAGCUCCGAAAGAAACCAAGCGAGAGCUGAUAGCGGAGGCGGAGGUCAGCAGCAAUCUUUCCGAGACGGCUUCUCCACGUGCCUGCGGAGGGCUGCUCACUUCCUGGGACCUGAGGGGAAAGGCCUGUGGCUCGGAGCGGCACUGGACGCGUCUCUCGCCGCUCGCUCUUCCCAUUCAGACUCUGCAGGCGCACGGAGACGAGCCGCAGCUAGUUGCUCUUCCUCCUCCUCCUCCUCCUCCUCCUCCUCUGGUCCCCUUCUCCUCAGAGAUUCCUCCAGGUCUAUUCUUCGGUUGUUGAUACAGAGAUCCGGGUACAGGCUGCGCAUGCCGGCCCGCGACACCGUACAACAAAGUGGUCAGACCAGCGGGGGGCCACAAAGCUGUGCCACAUCGACCCCCCAGCAGGCGCGCAAAGGCACGAGUCAAGCGAGCAAACAGAGCCCGCCGGUCGGCCAGUCGGGGAGCCGGUCCAUGUGGAGGCCCUGGCCCUGAUCCGCCGCACCUCAAAAACUUGAACUUUUGAAUGACACGAAUAUGCCGGUUUAAUCCUCCACAAAAGGAGAGCGUGUGUCGUUCACGUGACUUUCCACGAGGGCACGUGUCAGGCCUCCUGCUUUCUGCAGAGGACGUUAUAAUUGUAGAUACUGUAAAUCUAUUGAAAGCACGCCAAGUGCUGCUACGGCCGACGACAGGCCGACUCGUGUUCAUCGUGUCCCAUAUGUCGCAUUUUUUUGCACCUUAAUAUAUUGUAUUUGUCAUUUGCAAAUAAACAAAAGGAAAAAUCCCCAAA
Molecule: messenger RNA, 1059 nt
Organism: Gasterosteus aculeatus aculeatus (three-spined stickleback)
Lineage: Eukaryota; Metazoa; Chordata; Actinopteri; Perciformes; Gasterosteidae
Molecular function (GO): protein dimerization activity
Source: RefSeq, a predicted model, not a curated record